Lolium rigidum is the source of this 1557-nucleotide messenger RNA. Its product is annotated as xaa-Pro dipeptidase-like. The record is from RefSeq and is a predicted model, not a curated record. Gene Ontology annotation, molecular function: manganese ion binding; metalloaminopeptidase activity. The transcript has 2 exons. Bases 25 to 1557 code for a protein of 510 amino acids. NCBI's taxonomy places the organism in Eukaryota, Viridiplantae, Streptophyta, Magnoliopsida, Poales, Poaceae.
GCUCUCGCUCCACCCAGAGUGCCAAUGGAAUUGCACGCUGGCAACCGCGAGCGACUCGUCGCUGCGCUCCGUGCCCAUCUCUCCGCCUCCACCCGCCCUCUCCGUGGCCUUGUCCUCCUCCAGGGCGGCGAGGAGCGGACUCGUGACUCUACCGAUCACGUCGAGCUUUUCAGGCAGGAGAGCUACUUCGCCUAUCUCUUCGGCGUGCGAGAGCCCGGCUUCUAUGGCGCAGUCGACAUUGCCUCCGGGCAGUCCAUCCUAUUCGCUCCAAGGUUGCCACCUGCCUACGCUGUCUGGAUGGGUCAAAUAAAACCAUCGUCUUAUUUCAAGGAUAUGUACAAGGUUGACAAGGCCUUCUAUGUUGAUGAGCUUGCACAGGUUUUGCAAAAUCAGUUCAGUGAUGAGCGUGGGAAGCCUCUUCUUUUCCUCUUACAUGGAAAGAGCACCGACAGUGGAAAUUACUCGAAACCUGCUAGCUUUGAAGGCAUGGACAAGUACUUCGACACCGACUCGACCACGCUUCAUCCUAUCAUAACUGAGUGUCGUGUUAUAAAGUCUGACAUGGAGCUUGCCGUCCUUCAGUACGCUAAUGAUGUUAGCUCGGAAGCACACAUUGAGGUUAUGAGACAAGCAAAACCAGGAAUGAAGGAAUUUCAAUUAGAAAGCAUCUUUCUUCAUCACGCUUACAUGUACGGAGCCUGCCGACAUUGCUCCUACACUUGUAUAUGUGCUACCGGAGAGAACAGUUCUGUACUACAUUAUGGACAUGCUGCAGCUCCAAAUGACCGAACACUAAUGGACGGAGACAUGGCUCUGAUGGACAUGGGAGCUGAAUACCAUUUCUAUGGCUCCGACAUCACAUGUUCAUACCCUAUAAAUGGGAGAUUUAACAGACACCAGACGGUAGUAUACAAUGCUGUCCUUGAGGCUCAUAAUGCCGUUAUAUCACACAUGCGCCCGGGAGUAAAAUGGAUUGAUAUGCACAAGCUGGCAGAGCAAAGAAUAUUGGAAUCUUUAGAGAAAGAAAACAUCAUCCAAGGUGAUAUUGGCGAUAUGAUGGCUCGAAGGCUGGGAGCUCUUUUCAUGCCUCAUGGUCUUGGACACUUACUUGGAAUUGACACCCAUGAUGUUGGAGGCUACCCUGAAGGCUCGGAGAGGCCAAAGGAGCCAGGACUAAGCGCCUUGCGAACCAUUAGAGAACUUAAAGAAGGGAUGGUUAUUACUGUCGAACCAGGCUGUUACUUCAUUGAUGCUUUGCUGGGGCCCGUUAGAGAUGACCCAAUUUCCUCAAAGUUCUUCAAGUGGGAAGAGAUUGAAAAUUAUAAAAGGUUUGGUGGCGUUCGUAUUGAGAGUAAUUUGUAUGUGACGGCCCGAGGAUGCAAGAACAUGACAAAUUGCCCAAGAGAGACCUGGGAAAUCGAAGCGGUGAUGGCUGACGCGCAUUGGCCUUUGCGAGCAUCCUCGUCAAGGCCUGUGGCGUCGGCCAGCACAUCAAGCUCGGCGAUCCUGGUCAGCAGUGCGACUUUCUCAGCCUUAGAAUCCCUUCGAAGGUUCUGA